Messenger RNA from Penicillium griseofulvum, 3696 nucleotides. RefSeq names its product telomerase reverse transcriptase. The transcript has 6 exons. The coding region runs from base 1 to 3696 and encodes 1231 amino acids. Gene Ontology annotation, molecular function: telomeric repeat DNA binding; telomerase RNA binding. The record is from RefSeq and is a predicted model, not a curated record. Lineage: Eukaryota; Fungi; Ascomycota; Eurotiomycetes; Eurotiales; Aspergillaceae. Gene Ontology annotation, biological process: telomere maintenance via telomerase. Gene Ontology annotation, cellular component: telomerase catalytic core complex.
AUGGGCAAGAAGCGGAAAAGACCCAUCAAGGACCGCGGUCCCACGUCCUCGUCUCACAUUGGUAUCACCACAUCUCCCGGCCGUUUCAGAAACCCCCAUGGCCCAAUUUCCCUGGAAACAAAAACAAGCCAUCCCGUUAUCUCCCUGUACUACCGACAUGUCGUACCCUUGCGGGAGUACCUGCUCCAGCAACUUCCCGUGACCUCCAAAUCGCGUCGGCGCCGCAUCCUGACAUUGGACUCGCGUGAAGACCAAGACUCCAAUGCACAAUCCGAAACAUUGGCGGAAUUGCUAGACUCCACCCUGGUGGGUGUGUUGAAGGAGUCUUCUGAGACCCUCAAUUCGGAGCGACAUAGGGAAUACUCAUCUUUUAAUGAGUCUCAAUCACGAUCGAUUCUCACCAGCACCGAUACGGGACCAACCUCUCCACAGUCUGAGGUGGUUGAUUUUGUGAUCUGGAAACUAUUCAAUCACAACAAUGGCCCCUACCAAAAGCACCAGCAUUUGUUGACGUAUGGCUUCCAACGCCAGUCUAUCGGACGGAGUGCCCAAGCUACUAGUAUUCCAGGAAUUGUGUCUCAAUUUCGGAAUCAAAAUGUCGAGGUUCUCACCAGGGGUGCAUGGGCAGAGGUCCUUGGCUUGCUUGGUAGUAAUGGGGAAGAUAUUAUGAUGCAGCUCCUGUUCGAUUGCGGAAUUUUUGCCGCUAUCGAUGCUCAAAGGGGUAUAUACUACCAACUCAGCGGUUUACCGCUCUCGGAUCUUGAGCCUUUGAGUGAUUCCCUGGGAGACAAUAGGUGUGCUGCCACAGCACAAGGCCCAACGCCUAUCAGUGAUCAGACACAUCCCAAAAAGAAAGCCGAACGCAAACAGAAUUCCGAUAAGACACUCCAAACUCCAAACAGCAUUGUGUUUCUACGACGGCGUAUUCUCUAUGGACGUGCCGAGUCCAAAAAGGAAGUAUCCUCUGGACUAGGACAGACACAUGUUCUUAGCCGCUUCUCUUCGCUUGAUUCGAUAGCGCAAACAGUCCAUGUAAUGAAGUACAUAUUUCCCCGGCAAUUUGGACUGCUGAAUGUCUUCACUUUGAGCCCGGAUGCACGCGAAAAAAUGGAUGCCUCGAAGAGUUUCAUGUUUCGUGAGAGUGAGAUAUCUCGUUUGGAAGAAGAGAAACGACUACAGCGGCCCCAGCUUGGUAAUCAAUUCACAGACGCAGAUUGUGGCAGCUUGGGAAAUGUCAAGGUACCUAAGAGGCUUCGUGGAAUCACCAUAGAGCUUGUCUGGAAGCUCCGGAAGUGCAACGCACAAUGCUCUUACGGACAGUUGCUGCGAUACUAUUGUCCGACCGAACAAACUGGGCCCAGGAGACUUGGCGCAUUCGCUGUUACUUCCACACCUGAUGCCGAAAAAAGAGAGCCUAUCUCCUCUCUCCAGUCAAAUUUAGUAACACAGGUGCAAAUAAACCGCCCGUCGUCAAGCGAUAGAUCGGCGCAGACCUUAGGCGAUGUCUCCGGAUCAGAUCCGCAUAUCGUUGCCGACCCAUCUGAAAUCGAUGCCAAUCAACCGGUGAUUCGAAAAACUCAAGUCAGUCUAACCGAUUAUGCGACUCCGGCGUCUUCUGUCUCAGCAUUUUGUCGGGCGGUGAUCCAGAAAUUGAUCCCCCGACAGUUUUGGGGGGUUGGUCCGGAUGGCAUUUCGAACUUUAAGCUUGUCCUAAGACAUGUUGACCGAUUUAUCAAAUUGCGCCGAUUCGAAAGUCUUAGUCUGCACGAAGUAUGCAAAGGUGUCAAGAUAACAAGCAUUCCUUGGCUGGAGCCAGCUCAGGUCCAGACUACUUCACCAUCUGAAACAAGAUCGAAGAUUGCCCUGUCUGACCUACACAAACGCACUGAACUACUCCAUGAAUUCAUGUUUUGGAUUUUCGAUUCAAUUCUUAUUCCUCUUAUUCGUUCGCACUUCUAUGUCACCGAAUCUCAAACGCACCGAAACAGGCUUUUCUAUUUCCGCCAUGAUCUGUGGCAGCAUUUGACCCAGCAACCUUUCGGUGACUUGAAAGCAACGAUGUUUGAGGAGCUCGAGCCAGACCAGGCCCAACGCGUGCUGGCGCGGCGGUCUAUUGGUUUCGGAGCUCUCCGUUUGCUUCCCAAAUCUACAGGCCUCCGGCCCAUAUUGAAUCUUCGCAAACAACUCUGGAAGAAAUCGACAUGGAACCGGGGCAUGUACCGUACUGCCAGUAUCAAUUCAAGUAUCACACCUAUCUAUAGCAUGUUGACAUACGAGCGCCAGAAAGCGCCAGCUAAGUUGGGCUCGUCAAUGCUUUCCGUUGGAGACAUGCACCGCCGAUUGAAGGCGUACAAACAACAGCUGUCCAAACGGCUGCCCUUGGUCUCUAAACCCUGGAGAACCAAGCUCCCGCCGAUGUACUUUGUCAAGCUUGACAUCAAAGCUUGUUUUGAUACUAUCCCCCAGAAAAGGUUGCUCGAUCUUAUCGAAGACCUGGUCUCUGAAGAGAGCUACCGUAUCUCAAAGUACAUGGAAUUCCAACCACCUGCUCCUACUGCGCAACAAGAAAAACCCACACGAAGAUAUAGGAGCCGUGCUGCGCCUGCAAUGAGACCGCAACGUUUACCUGAUUUCGUCAAUAGCGGAGGCGCGGCGCGAAAGGCCAACACUGUUUUUGUUGACAAUCAAGUACCACAAGAACGUGACGCUGAUAGUCUUUUAGAACUCCUCGACGAACAUGUCCGGAACAACCUCGUGAAGAUUGGCAAGAAAUAUUUCCGCCAACGCAACGGCAUUCCUCAAGGCUCCGUGCUAUCCAGCAUCCUUUGCAAUUUCUUCUACGCCGAGCUGGAGCGAAAGGUACUGGGUUUUAUCAAACCCGAGGAUUCUCUACUCCUUCGACUCGUGGACGACUUUCUCCUGAUCACGCCGGAUGUAGCCGUGGCAAUGCAGUUCCUGGAAGUAAUGAUUCGGGGUCAACCAUUGUACGGUGUGCAAGUCAAUCCAGCCAAAAGCAUGGCCAAUUUCAGCGCAGCGGUUGAUGGCAUUUUGCUCCCCAGACUUGAAGCGGGCCCAUUAUUCCCGUAUUGUGGUAGUCUCAUCGACACCCAUACGCUUGAAUUCCACCGCGAUCGCGACCGCAUACUAGAAGGGGGCGAAUCAGCUGCUGCUACACUCUCCAACACCUUAACCGUCGAGGCCACUCGCCUCCCGGGCCGCACAUUUUACCGGAAAGUGCUUUCUUCAUUCCGCCUGCAGCUACAUCCCAUGUACAUCGAUGACGAGCAUAAUUCGCGCUCAGUUGUUCUGGCCAACCUCUACUGCAGCUUCAUCACUUCUGCCAUGAAGAUGUAUCGCUAUAUGAAGUCCCUUCGGGGCCGUGCGCACCCCGGCCCUGCCAUCAUAACACAGACCAUUCGCGAUCUAAUUUCGCAGACGGCUGACACGAUUCAGGCCCGGCGUGCUGGUAAUUCAGAGUCUUCAUUCUCGUGUUUUGUCCAGCGAUCACACCUUCAGUACCUAGCUUCUGCGGCGUUUCGAUUUGUUUUGAAGCGCAAGCAAACGCGGUAUUCAGUGGUGCUACGCUGGUUAGACUCGCUGAUCAAAGAUGCUCGACCUAUGUCAGAUUCCGAGGCUUUAAGGAUGACGCAGGUGGUGAAAAGGGGAAACGCAAUGUUUGAGGAAUGGCGCUUCUAG